This is a messenger RNA of Phalacrocorax carbo (great cormorant), 1001 nucleotides long. The record is from RefSeq and is a predicted model, not a curated record. Lineage: Eukaryota; Metazoa; Chordata; Aves; Suliformes; Phalacrocoracidae.
UGGCAGCGGCUCGGUCGGCGGCGCGGAGGCCGCGCGCGUUUCCGCUUCCGGGUGGGAGGUCAGCCGUUGCUAGCGUGGAGGCGUCGCUAGGGGAGGCCAGGCCGCCGGCGCCAACAUGGCGGGGAACCGCAUGCAGAAGAUCGGGAGCGUCUUCAGCCGGACCCGCAACCUGCUCCGCAUCGGGGUGAUCCAGAAACCGCUGUGGUUCGACGUCUACGCUGCCUUCCCCCCGCUGAGGGAGCCCGUCUACCGGCUGCCGCGGCCGCGCUACGGCAAGGUGAAGGAUGUCAUCCCUCCCAUCUUCUACCAGGAGGACCAAGUGCGAGCGAAGUUUUACAGAAUUUAUGGCAGCGGUCCAAGACCGUUUGAACUGUCGCAAUCAAACUACAAAUCUACUUGCCAGAGGUUUGUUGAGAAAUUCAAUGAACUGAAAGAAGAAGGAAAAAUUGAAGAGGAGAAAUUGUUUGAAGAAACAGGAAAAGCCCUUUUAGCCAGUGGGAUAAUUUUACAGAGAAGAGGAACAGAUAAAGUCGCACAACAGGAUCAUCAGGGUGUUGAAACUAGGGAUUCUGUAUCACACCUGCGGGUUCAAACUGUGUUGGAUGAGAUACAGGAAAAGAAGAAAGAUCAGGAGGAGCAGACGCCAGCGUUGGCAGAAACACAGAAGGAAAAUCCCUUGCCCUCCUAAGAGCCGUGCUGCUGUCCUGUAACGCUCAGCUGUGGGAUGUGCCCUGGCUGUGGCAGUCACCUGCUCAGGAGCCGGCGCUUCUGCCUCUGCAGUCUCACGGUUAUGAGACAUUUUCUUAGGGGGAAUAUGCCUCAGUUAUUUGGCUCUAGUGCCUUCUGUGAUUGCGUGUGGGCGCAUGUUCUCCUUCCAUCUCCCCAUUUGUUAAAUUGGAGAUAAUCCCCUUUUUUGAAGUUCAAGAAUGUUAUCUCAAAUCGUGAGUUGGAAAAUAUGAGUAUAGAAGUGGAAAAUUAAACAUUUUCUUGAAAAACUGGAA